AUGGAGGUUUCUUUGGCUGUUUUAGCACUGGCAUGGCUAGCUGCAUUGGCCAUACUUUCAAAAGUCCUCAACUUCCGCCAACAGAAACAUAAUUUUCCACCGGGUCCCAAACCUUGGCCGAUUAUUGGCAACCUAAACCUCAUCGGUCCCCUCCCCCACCAGUCCCUCCACAAGUUGGCCAAGCAAUAUGGCCAAUUAAUGCAACUUAAGUUUGGUUCUUACCCAGUUGUAGUUGCUUCUUCCUCUGAAAUGGCAAAGCAAUUCCUAAAGACACAUGACCACAUCUUUGCCUCUCGCCCUCCAACUGCUGCUGGCAAGUACACCACUUACAACUACUGCAACAUAACAUGGGCUCCUUAUGGACCAUAUUGGCGCCAGGGCCGAAAAAUUUACCUCACAGAGCUAUUCAGCUCGAAAAGAUUAGAGUCCUAUGAGUACAUUCGCGUCGAGGAAAGGCAGGCUUUCAUCUCCCGUCUAUAUGCAUUGUCAGGAAAGCCUGUUCUGCUCAAAGAUCAUCUCUCACGUGUCACGCUUAGCAUUAUAAGCAGAAUAGUAUUGGGCAAGAAGUACUUUAGUGAAUCAGAAUACGAGAAAUCAAUUGUGACGCUUGAAGAAUUCCAGGAGAUGUUAGAUGAGUUGUUCUUGCUUAAUGGUGUGCUGAAUAUUGGAGAUUGGAUACCUUGGAUUGACUUCCUGGACUUGCAGGGCUACGUUAAGCGAAUGAAAACUUUGUGUAAGAAGUUUGACAGGUUUCAUGACCAUGUGCUUGGUGAACACAAGGCAAGGAAGGAAGCAGACAAGGAUUUUGUGGCCAAGGAUAUGGUGGACUUCUUGUUGCAGCUUGCUGAUGAUCCCGAUCUCGAGGUUAAGCUCACCAGUGACGGUGUCAAGGGGUUUACGCAGGACCUAAUAGCUGGUGGAACAGACACCUCAGCAACUACUGUGGAAUGGGCAAUGUCUGAACUCUUGAAACAGCCACACAUAAUUAAGAAGGCAACCAAAGAGCUUGAUAGAGUGAUCGGAAGAGACAGAUGGGUGGAAGAGAGAGAUAUUCCAGAGCUUUGUUACAUAGAUGCAAUCGUGAAGGAGACAAUGAGGCUACAUCCAGUGGCGGUAAUGCUGGCACCACAUUUAGCCCUUGAAGACUGCAAUGUGGGCGGUUACUUUAUCCAUAAAGGGACUAGAAUUUUCAUAAACACAUGGAGUAUAGGGAGGGACCCUAAACUAUGGGAUGCACCGGAAGAGUUCCGUCCAGAGAGGUUCUUAGGGAAAGCAAUUGAUGUGAAGGGACAGAAUUUUGAGCUAUUGCCAUUUGGAUCAGGGAGGAGGAUGUGCCCCGGAUACAGCCUUGGACUAAAGAUGAUUCGGACAAGCUUGGCGAAUAUGCUGCAAGGAUUCGAUUGGAAUUUACCUGGGAAUAUGAAGAUAGAAGAUUUAAACAUGGAGGAAGUUUUUGGACUGGCAACACCGCGAAAGGUCCCACUUGUCGCAGAGAUGCGGCCUAGGCUCCCAGUUCAUCUAUAUCAGUUCCCAAUGUGA
Cornus florida is the source of this 1539-nucleotide messenger RNA. Its product is annotated as trimethyltridecatetraene synthase-like. The transcript is spliced from 2 exons. NCBI's taxonomy places the organism in Eukaryota, Viridiplantae, Streptophyta, Magnoliopsida, Cornales, Cornaceae. The record is from RefSeq and is a predicted model, not a curated record. Gene Ontology annotation, molecular function: iron ion binding; monooxygenase activity; oxidoreductase activity, acting on paired donors, with incorporation or reduction of molecular oxygen. Bases 1 to 1539 code for a protein of 512 amino acids.